CAAGGGGCUCUGCUAAAAUGCGCCCCCACAUAAAGUAAAGUCCUCAUUUUCGGAUCUCCCACCUUUAGCAGAGACCAAGACCAUGUUCACGCCGCUCCAGGGCUCCAACUUCGCCGAUAACACACGUGCCGUCUGCAUCGGCAGUGGCCGCUUCAUGCGUGCUGUGCUGGUUCCAGUGUUCCGCGCUCUAGAUUCGGGUGUAGUGGUGGCUCAGACUCGUGGCACAAGCUUUGCGUCGGCUUGUGCUGCUACCAAGGGCAAGUACGAGGUGGACACCAUUGACUCGGAGGGACAUGUGGACACGACCGUCUUCGACCUCGAAGCGGUGGGCUCUCUGGGUGUUGCUGAGGGCCGUGCGGCGUUCCUGGAGCUGCCAGACAAGCUGCCACAGCUCAAAUACGUGGGCUUCGGCGUCACGGAGGCGGGACUGCAGUCUGGCACCCAAGUGAUCAAGGAUCUCGCCGAGUUCUUGCAAGCUGCCUUCAAGGCUAUCCCAGACAACGAAUUGUCCAUUAUCAACACGGACAACUUCCCGAACAACGGAGAUCACAUCAAGAAGCUUGUGCUCGAGCUAGACUGGGUCAAGAGUGAUGACUCCUCUGUAUUCCGUGGCUAUUUGGACUCCAAAGUGCACUUCCAUAACACGAUGGUGGACCGUAUUACGAACCACCGCGCUGGAGACUCAUUGGUGCCUCUCACCGAGCCACUACCGGCCAAGGCUAUCGCCAUUGAAGACUUGAAUGGAGCGCUGGAUGCUGAACGUCUCCGCAAGAUCCUUGGCGUCCACGUACGCACUAACAAGUCGGAGAUCGCCAAGGAUUAUCUACUCAAGUUCUCGCUGGGCAACGCUGUGAACUCGGCCAUGGUGUAUCUACUGGCACUCUCUCGUCAACGUACAGCCAACCAGUUCCAGAAGUUCCCUAUUAUCAGCGAGUAUCUGGAUGCUCUAUUCGAGGAGGACAUUCUCCCAGCUCUAAUUGCUGGCGAUGUGGCUGAACAAGAGGCCCGUCAGUUCUACGCCGAGUGGCUGGUGCGUAUGAAACACCCUCACUUUGGUCUCGACAACUUCUGGGUCUCUCAGAACGCAUUGUUGAGAGUUUACGUGCGUCUCCUGAACUCCGUUAACAUCAACGUUUCUCACGAUGAGAACUACCGUCCCAGCAAGUUCAUGGCGUUUGCUACUGCUGUUGCAUUGCGGUUCCUGACCCCGUGGCAGCCUGAUUCCAAGCGUGAAGCCUCCACAGUCUUUGUGGGUCAAAUGGACCCUAUUCAGAACGGCGCACCGAUCUUCUCGCUUACGGAGAAGACCUGGAACUACGACACGGGACUCACAGCUAACCUGUCUACUGGUAAGUACGAGUUUGACGAUGGUGAGAACGGCCGUGUGGCUCGACUGCUGUGGCGUGCUAGUCAACAUGUGCUUGAAGCUAGUAAGAGCAGCAGCAACGACUUCCCCAAGUCUGCUCGUGCUGAGUCUUCGUCCGAGGUUUCCAGUGGUGUAGGCGUGGCUGUUGCUAGUGUGCUCAGCUCCGUCAAGGGCUUCGACCUCACCAACGACGCGUACGCUUCCUUCGCUGCUGACGUCGCCGCUCUCUACCAACGUCUCGUGUCUGGCAAGCAGACAGCGCUGGAAACUCUUGAAGACGUGCUGCGUAACCACCACACUAGCGAGUAUCUCGCUACCAAGGAAGAAGUCGCCACUUUUGUGCGUGAAGCUGUCGCGAGUGUCCAGAUCGUCGACGUGCACACGCAUCUGUUCCCUCCGAGUCAUGGCAAACUCAUGCUCUGGGGAAUCAACGAACUCCUGACCUACCACUACCUCGUGGCUGAGUUCUUACAGACUGCACACAUGCAAGUGGAGGAGUUCAACUCGUACUCGAAGGAGAAGCAGGCUGGUCUCAUCUGGCAACAUUUGUUCGUGGACCGCUCGCCCGUGUCGGAGGCGUGUCGUGGAGUGUUGACGACGCUGCACUUGCUGGGUCUGGACCAUCUCGUGGCCAAGCGCGACCUCGCUGCCAUUCAGGAAUGGUUCAAGCAGCAAGACCCCGACGAGUACGUGGACACGGUCUUCCGUCUGUCUGGACUCAAGUACGCGGUGAUGACCAACAUUCCGUUCGAACCUGAGGAGGCUCGUCACUGGCUGGGAGAUCCGGCGACCAACACUCCUCCGCCUGUGUGGUCUCGCAAGUACUUCCGCUCGGCGUUGCGUGUGGACCAGAUCCUACUGGGCGACUGGGCGUCUAUCGGUCCGACUCUGGACGUAUUCAAGCUGCCGCAUACACUGGCAGGUGUCCGCACGUUGCUGGAGAAAUGGAUCGACAUCAUGAAACCCGAGUACUUCAUGUCGAGUGUCCCCAUUUUCUUCGAGUAUCCGGAUGAGAACGCACCCAAAUCUGCUGCUGGCGCUCAGCCGAACGGUGCCGAGUUGUUGCUGCAGGUUUUGUUGCCUCUGGCUGAGGAGAAGAAGCUGCCGAUCGCGCUCAAAUUCGACAGCGUGCGUCCUAUCAACGCUCGCUACGGUGUGGCUGGAGACGGCGUGAAGCCCAGCAACGUGGACAUCCUGAUCAAACUGUGCAACAAUUUCCCGCGCGUCAAGUUCCUGGCCACGUUCUUGUCGCGUGUGAACCAGCAUGAGGUGACGGUGACGGCCAACAAGUUCCGCAACUUGCACCUGUACGGCUGCUGGUGGUACUGCAACAACCCGUCGAUCAUCGAGGAGCUGACACGCAUGCGUAUCGAGAUCCUGGGCACGGCGUUCACGAGUCAGCACUCGGACGCGCGUGUGCUGGACCAGCUCAUCUACAAGUGGAGCCACUCGCGCGACGUGAUCGGCGAGGUGUUGGUGGACAUGUACGAGAAGCUGUUCGCCACGGGCUGGAAGGUGUCCAAGAGCGACAUCGAACGCGACGUGCAGCGGCUGUUCGGUCAGAGUUACGAAGACUUCAUGGCCAAGGAGAUGUAAUCCCAUGACCAAGACAAACUAGGUGUUGUUUAAACAAUGAAUUGCAUACCAUUGAGGCAUGAUAACAACGCCUUACGCUCCGCUGCGCUCUGCAGAAGGCAGCUUGGCCCAUAAGGCGAAGCUCUGCAAGAUAAUGGACGCCGCGACGGUCACGUUGAGCGAGGCGGUGCCGCCUCCAUAUUGCGGGAUGUAGACAAAGUCAUCGCAAAUGGCUACUUGCGCCGAGUUCAUGCCGCUGCCCUGAUACAGUUAGAUAAGCAUGCGUUAAUCGCUGACAACCAGCCAACUCUAUCUUAGUUGCACUCACUUCAUUGCCCA
Phytophthora nicotianae INRA-310 is the source of this 3280-nucleotide messenger RNA. RefSeq lists its product as hypothetical. Gene Ontology annotation, molecular function: oxidoreductase activity, acting on the CH-OH group of donors, NAD or NADP as acceptor. The coding region runs from base 83 to 2962 and encodes 959 amino acids. The transcript is spliced from 4 exons. Lineage: Eukaryota; Oomycota; Peronosporomycetes; Peronosporales; Peronosporaceae. The record is from RefSeq and is a predicted model, not a curated record.